Molecule: messenger RNA, 2031 nt
Organism: Electrophorus electricus (electric eel)
Lineage: Eukaryota; Metazoa; Chordata; Actinopteri; Gymnotiformes; Gymnotidae
Gene: scel
Product: sciellin
Biological process (GO): epidermis development
Cellular component (GO): cytoplasm
Source: RefSeq, a predicted model, not a curated record
UCCAUAAUAUUACUCGUACUCAGCCUUUGUCCAUUUCCAAACUUAAGGGUACCUGUAUAAGUCCUAUCUCAGCCAUGAUCAAGAAGCCGCAUGCACCCCAAACAGGCAAGAGCCAAACCAAGACUCCAGAGGAGAGCAAAAAGAAGACAUCACUGCGGAAGGACAACAGCUGGAUCAGAAAAGAUCAAUCUGAUCAAUCCCUAGACUCUCCAGAUAAAACCAGCACCAUCACCAGUCCAACUCAAACAUCAUCGGUCCAGGCGCUGUCUAAAAGAUUCAGUAGAAGUCAUGAUGAGCUGGAUUCAAGCAGAGAACUCAACAAUCUUGACAAAUCACCUGCCUCAACCCUCAAAACCUCUAUGAGCACCAAGACCUAUACUAAUGAUGAUUAUCCAACAUCAGAGACCACAUCUCAUACCAUCAGCUCCAAAUCCAGCUCUCCAGAUAAAACCAGCACCAUCACCAGUCCAACUCAAACAUCAUCGAUCCAGGCGCUGUCUAAAAGAUUCAGUAGAAGUCAUGAUGAGCUGGAUUCAAGCAGAGAACUCAACAAUCUUGACAAAUCACCUGCCUCAACCCUCAAAACCUCUAUGAGCACCAAGACCUAUACUAAUGAUGAUUAUCCAACAUCAGAGACCACAUCUCAUACCAUCAGCUCCAAAUCCAGCUCUCCAGAUAAAACCAGCACCAUCACCAGUCCAACUCAAACAUCAUCGGUCCAGGCGCUGUCUAAAAGAUUCAGUAUAAGUCAUGAUGAGCUGGAUUCAAGCAGAUCACCUGUGAAGUCUGAUACUCCAAAGAUACAUUCUAAAACAACUGUGACAGAAGAACCAAAGACGAGCAUUACCACUACAACAGUUCCAGAUGCUACAAAGACUACUGUAACCACCACCAGGACAUCUGUGGUGAAAUCACCAUCCAAGUCUGAAAUACUUACUGAGAAGGUCCUGGCAGAUGCAAAGGCCACUUAUGACGGCUCAAGUGUGUCCAAGACAGAAAUCAUGACUGUGACAAUUUCUAAGGAAACCACAAACCUAGAACUCAACAAUCUUGACAAAUCACCUGCCUCAACCCUCAAAACCUCUAUGAGCACCAAGACCUAUACUAAUGAUGAUUAUCCAACAUCAGAGACCACAUCUCAUACCAUCAGCUCCAAAUCCAGUGCUGAGGACCAGUUGUCUGAUAUCCCCAUACCAACCUCACUCACGUCAGCACACCCAUCGCCUGCCACCAGAUCAGACGAUUAUUUUUCUGAUACACGGGUCUCCAACAAGACUGUGUCUUCAACACCUGAUAGAUAUGACAGGUUCAGUAGUGUUAAGAGCUCAUCUAAGACCUACACCACUUACACAGACAGCAGACCUGAAGACUAUCUCUCUGAUACCUUUACAUCAAAGACGGUUAAAAGUGUGUAUACAACACCUGAGAGGAAAGUGAGUGAAAAGGAUAUGUGUACAUACUGCCACAAGCCCAUGCAAUGUGAGACCAAGAUGAUCCUGGAGGACAUAAACCUAAAGUGCCAUGCCAGCUGUUUUAAGUGCGAGGUGUGUAAGAGUCCUAUGGGACACCUGAAGGCAGGGGACACCAUGUGGAUCUACCAGCGCACUGUGCACUGUGAAAACUGCUAUGGUGCCACCAGGGAGAAGUGGCAUCGCUGAAGCAAACCUAUGAAGAGCACAGAAAUGAAGGAAUUCCGUGUGUUUGACACUUUUACAGGGUUGUGGUUCGCUAAAUCUUUGUUACACUACUCUUUCAGGGAUGUAUCAGAACGUUUAAUCAUUUGGAAAUACAGGAUAGUCCACAAAAAAGUUGGCGAAUAUUUCUUUGUUAUAAUUGCCUUUAAUAUUUCAUCCCACCUGUCAGCUUUAUUUUGACUAAUUUCCAACAGAAAUUAUCGUAACGUCUUCCGAGAUCCGUGGAUAUAUGUUAUUUUAUGUAUUAGCAACGAAGAACGGCAGAUUUUUUAACUCCUUGUUUAUGUUAUUCUUAGUUAUGAUUGUUUAUGAUUGACUGUUCACGUCCAUUGUGUAU